AUGGUCAGUUACCGGAUCACCAUUCCAAGGCUCAACACUGUCGGUCACUUUCAUAUCGCCAGUCAGUUUCGUAUUCUUCCUCUCACCACAAACACCCUCUUCAAGUCCUAUAAUGUGGUUUCAGUCGAUUCAGAUUCCCCUUUGAGGCGACUCUCAAACUCCCAAGUCUCCGCCUGCAAUCCCCUCUCCACCAAUGUCCACCCUCCGUCCCCCGCUUCCGCAUUUCCCCGCGACUUUUCCGCUAUUUCCUCCCGCUCCUACCCCACAAAUCGUCGGCAUCCCCCUCUCUUUCCCCACGUCGCCUCCCCUUCUUUGCACCCCUCGCUGUUUCCCCCUCGCUGUUUCCCCCUCGCUGUUUCCCCCUCGCUGUUUCCCCCUCGCUGUUUCCCCCUCGCUGUUUCCCCCUCGCUGUUUCCCCCUCGCUGUUUCCCCCUCGCUGUUUCCCCCUCGCUGUUUCCCCCUCGCUGUUUCCCCCUCGCUGUUUCCCCCUCGCUGUUUCCCCCUCCCUGUUUCCCCCUCGCUGUUUCCCCCUCGCUGUUUCCCCCUCCCUGUUUCCCCCUCGCUGUUUCCCCCUCGCUGUUUCCCCCUCCCUGUUUCCCCCUCGCUGUUUCCCCCUCCCUGUUUCCCCCUCCCUGUUUCCCCCUCGCUGUUUCCCCCUCGCUGUUUCCCCCUCCCUGUUUCCCCCUCGCUGUUUCCCCCUCCCUGUUUCCCCCUCCCUGUUUCCCCCUCCCUGUUUCCCCCUCGCUGUUUCCCCCUCCCUGUUUCCCCCUCGCUGUUUCCCCCUCGCUGUUUCCCCCUCCCUGUUUCCCCCUCCCUGUUUCCCCCUCCCUGUUUCCCCCUCCCUGUUUCCCCCUCCCUUUUUCAACCUCCCCAUUCCCCGUCCCUGUUUCCUCCGCCCUGUUUCACCCUCCCCAUUCCCCGUCCCUGUUCCCCCUUUAUAUCCCUCUCCAUCUCCCUGCUCCCGUUUCCUCUUCCAUUUCAUCCUCGCCAGUCUCUCCCCCCUCCCUUCUCCCCUCCUCCCUUCUCCCCCCUCCCUUCUCCCCCCCUCCCUUCUCCCCUCCUCCCUUCUCCCCCCCUCCCUUCUCCCCUCCUCCCUUCUCCCCUCCUCCCUUCUCCCCCCCGCCCCGUCCCCUAACCAUGGGGCGCAAGCGCGCAGCCCUCCCCCGGCUGCUCUCCUUGACCUCACUGUUCCCCUUCCUUCCCCUCUCCCCCUCCCCGUUCCCCCUCCCCUCCACUUCCCCUCCCUCCCCCCCCUCAACCCCGUCCCCUCACCAUGCAUCGCAAGCGCGCAGCCCUCCCCUGGCUGCUCUCCUUGGCCUCACUGUUCCCCUUCCUUCCCCUCUCCUCCUCCCUGUUGCCCCUCACCUCCCCCCUCCCCCUCCCCCCCCCUAG
Messenger RNA from Closterium sp. Yama58-4, 1392 nucleotides. The record is from the annotation of a GenBank genome assembly. Lineage: Eukaryota; Viridiplantae; Streptophyta; Zygnematophyceae; Desmidiales; Closteriaceae.